AUGAUGAGAAAGAACUUGAACUCAAACGACGUCAGCCAGCCGCAUUCUACUACAACAUUGGACACAAACCCGGCAUCGUACGGUACGGUGCGUAACCCCCUGCAUUCAGUGGUUGGGCCUACGGGUUACGGAGCACAACCACCCAUAUCGUCUCCAGCGACUUGGGUGAACAACCAUUCGGCAGCCUUUGCCGCCCAGGGCCUGGGACCACACUGUGGAGCCCCCGGCGGUAGACCCUUCCCAGUGGUGCGUGGUUCAACGAAUCGCGGAGAUUCAUAUACAGAGCUUCAAUGCCCAGUGGCAGGGUCAGGGCCAACCAACCCGUAUGGGAAUCGAACCGCGAUCGACAAACUUCCUGGCUUGGAGGGCGGCCGAUUUGAUUGUGGAGGAGCCGGUCAGCGGCGCGGCCCAUUACUCGGGGUAUCGGGGGACCUCUAUGGCGUGACAGGAAUCAGUAAUUCCACAUCCAGAGGAAACGAUCGACACAACGGAUCCAUGUAUGGCACGAACCCCACGUACAGCAAGACCUCGAGAACGGGUUCCAUGUAUGGCAUGGGUUCCAUGUAUGGCAGAACAUCGAGAAUAGGUUCCAUGUAUGGCAUGGGUUCCAUGUAUGGCAGAACAUCAAGAACAGGUUCCAUGUAUGGCAUGGGUUCCAUGUAUGGCAGAACAUCGAGAAUAGGUUCCAUGUAUGGCAGAACAUCGAGAAUAGGUUCCAUGUAUGGCAGAACAUCAGGAACAGGUUCCAUGUAUGGGAUGGGCUCAAUUUAUGGCAUGGGUUCCAUGUAUGGCAGAACAUCAAGAACAGGUUCCAUGUAUGGUCCGCGGAUGGAAUAUGGCCCGAUAUACGGCGUGGGAGGGCCCAUGGGUUCCAUGUACGGUCCGCAGAUGGGAUACGGCCCGAUAUACGGUGUGGGAGGGCCCACGGGUUCCAUGUACGGUCCGCAGAUGGGAUACGGCCCGAUAUACUGUGUGGGGCCCAUGUACGGCCGACCAUCGAGGACAGAUUCCGUGUACGGUCCGCAGAUGGGACACGGCCCGAUGUACUGUGUGGGAGGGCUGCUCUACAACAAAGCAUUUCAGGAGGGUGACCCAGGCCGAGGCCCCACCGUACCUAAAUCCGCGCCGUGCAACUCCAGCACUCCUUCCGCAGGAGUUACAACAAAGCCUGAUGCGGAACCGGACAGGGAAGAGAAGGAGCCACGCGUUACUGGCGGAAAGAAGCCUACCACUUUCACCAACAAAGGACCCGCUGCCGAGACCGCCAAGAAACCCUGCGACCUGGAUUCUGGAAACGGGAAAGUAAAACACUCUCCUGUUGCUCAGGUUCCGCCUGACAACAGCGUUCGCACACUAAUGGUGGUGAGCAGUGAGGCAGGACCGCAAGUAACAAUAAAAGAGGAGGAGCGGAAGGUGGGCGUGGCGAGCAGUGGCGAGGAGGUCGUUUACUACGAAGGUGACGAGGUCGUGCACGGGGAUGAGAUCACUGUGGAAAAGUCUGCACUUCUACAAAUGAUCGUCCAGCAGGUGGAACUGGGCCACAACACCGCUCUCAUUUUGUCCGACAGUACACCGCAGCAGACUCUCUCUGCGUGCGUCACUACAUCCGUAAUGAAAUCCAUAUUGGCGGCACUCAGGAAGGGUGAGACGGAAAAUGGAACCAAAUACGAGGUUUUGGCGACUGCAGCGGAUGUGCCAACGAUCGCGACCGCCAGAGAUCUUCUGGCCGUGGAGAGCGAGGCAGUGAAAAUUGCUCGAUAUGGCUCCAAUCCCAUGUUGGGUGCGUGCCUGAUGGACCUGCAGGAGACAGUGCUACGGGACGAUGCUGAUGUCGAUGUGUUUGUACAAGAGGCACUGAAAAAGUCAUCGGGCACUGCGGCAUUGGGUGUUAUGCAUGCGACGUUGAAGCAGAUCAGAAAAACCAGCAGCGCUGCACCUACGGUGUACGUCUCCUCUUUCGUAUGCCUGUUCGUGAAGGAUGGGGUCGAACACCUCCAAGAUCUUCUUGACAUGAAUGGGAAGGUUGUGCCUCUCCCACUUGCGAAGAGUGUUUUGGGCGGAGGCAGCUGUGUGGUUGCCGUGGUUGGUGCAUCAGGUAAGGACGUGGCAGUGGACGCGAAGAUCCUGAGCAACACCGCUGCGCUGCGGGGGGUAAAAAACACACCGCCACGGAGUGGUAACGUCGCCCGUUUUGUUGAGUUUGCGGAGACCCAGUUCACGGAAUGUAAAGCUGCCAUUGAACGUUCGAAGGAAGCGGCGGAGCGAGAGCGCCACGAGCGGACGCUUCGGAGGUUGGAGAUCAUGCUCUCGGACGCGCGGAAGCUGCUGUCGGACCCUGAGGAGACGCGGGCAAAAGUGUAUCCACCAAGCCGAGAGUCAGUGAAGAACGGCUCUGUCGAGAACGAUGGCGGGAAUGUGAGAAAUGGUGCCUCCAUAGAGGAUGACAGACCCAGCGCCGCCACGUUAGCACCAGCUCCCGCGUCUGCUGAUUCUCUGACCGAGCCAAAGGAGCAGGAGGUGAUUGGGGCUCCUGCCCCAGCACACACCACAGAACCGUGGGAAAAGACCGCCAAAAUCAUUGUAACUGCGGGGUCGGGGCCCUCGAACGGCACCGCUGAGGUUGUUGCAGGAGGCGAGAAGAAAACUGACGAAGUUGAUGAAUAUAUCCAACGCACCGGCGUAAGACCUGUGGAUUCCGUUAUUGCAAAGCGUAUGGAGGGUAUUCUUACCCAAGGAUACAACGUAGCCCUCUUGUCUGCGGAGAUGGUGCCUGACGAAGUUACAGGGGAUCAGGUGACAUGGAGUCUCGUGAAGGCGAUCCUGAAGGGUGCACUAAGCAAAAAGGAUGGCGUAACAAAUGAGUGUACCCUGCAGAUGAGCAUCCUCAGAGGUGACAAAGUCGUGCUGGACCUGCUUGGAUCGUCAGAAAAGCGACAGCUUGUUGUCGCAAGGUCUCCAAUAUUUGGUGUGACGGUACAGGGAGCUACAACAAAGGUGGUGGGGAGUGCGGUACAAGUGGAACCUGUGCUCGAGGCCGCUUUGAUGGAGGCGAAAGAUGCCUUUAAGGACAGUGGAUAUAUUGUCUUCACGGCAGUGCUGAAGCAGGUAACCGCCGCUGAUGUAAGCGUUUCGUCAUUAUUUGUCGUGAGCGCUCCCGACAUGCAGCCGUUCGUGGAUGCGCUGGAGAAAAAGGAGACGCAUCCGCAUGCAUUGUUCGCGCACGCACUCCUGGGUCCGUGUUCGUGUGCCCUACUCGUCAGCUAUCGGGAUGUGGAUGACAAUGUACUUAAGGCUCUUGACGCGCACCGUGAAAUAACGCUGAAGAACAACAAGCAACCGGGUGGAAGCGUCAGAAAGUUUGUUGGCGUGGUGGAGCAGUCCAUAACGGCUGCUGAAGAGAAACUAAAGAGUGUGGAUGAUGCAAAGGAGAGGGAGCGACAUGAGCAAGUCUUGCGCGACAAGAAACAGGCUCUGCACGACGCACAAAAACUUCUGGAAAAGCCCAACGAAACACAGCCCGUCGCGUACGUUCCGUCGAUAUCCCAGGAGUCCGGAGGGGCCGAUUCCACUGUUCGCGUGGUCGCAGUCCUCACCGAUAAGCGUGAUGGAAAGAAGCGCAAUGUUAUUGCCAAGGACAACGGGUUCACGAUCAAAACUUCUGUGGAGGAAACGGAGUUCCCAGCUGAUGAGGUGGUGAGGCGCAUAGGUCAGGCAGCGAAAAUCCGUUCAUCUUCGGUCGAUUUUCUCAUUGAUCACUUUGUAAAGGGGUACAACGUCGCCCUCCUCACGGCCGAUGUCGAUGGUUUCUCGACAGGAGAGAACCUGUUGGAACACACGGUCCGCAGCGUCUUCACGAAGAAAAAUGCGGACGGAGAACUGUUUGUUGUGCUUGCUUCUAUCAAGGCUGAUUGCUGCUCAGCGAAGGAUCUGCAACGCGAUGGCGCUACGUACGACCAACUGCAGUGCGCUUCUUCACCACUGUUCGGGCCCUGUGUUGCUGAUGCGAAGUUUGAACUUGCGACAACUCCGGAUACGCUGCUGCGGAAAGUGAGGUCCGCCAUUCAGGUAUGCGAGGCAGACAAAUCUACGCUUUUGUGUCUUUUUGUUUACAAGGAGCGGAAGCCCGCGGAUGGUGACGUCUUCCUGUCUUCAUUUUUCUUUUUCCUAGCCGGGAGUAGAGUGGAUAUUUACACUCAAGCUCUGGAGAAGCGUCAGAAGGAACGGGGUCUGUUCCAGUAUGCGCUUGGUGGUCCAUGCCUCACUGCCUUCGCCCUCGGUCUCUCGACGAGUAACAGCGAUGUUGAAACAGCCACAGCCUUCGUUAGGCUGGCAAAAAAAGUUCGCGGGAGUAAAAUCGGCACCAUCCGCACUGGUGGUAUACAACGCUUUGUGGCCUUCUCGACAAAGGCCCUUGAACAACUACGCGUCUUGCAGGAGAAGGCACCGGAGAGUGACAGGGGGCGACUCAGAGAGAGCAGUACGAACGUGGAAAAGGUGCUUGCUGACGCAGAGGAACUCUUGCGCAACCCAGAAGGUCGUGCACCACCACUCUACAAGCAAGAGCGAUAA
Molecule: messenger RNA, 4569 nt
Organism: Trypanosoma brucei brucei TREU927
Lineage: Eukaryota; Euglenozoa; Kinetoplastea; Trypanosomatida; Trypanosomatidae
Exons: 1
Coding region: 1-4569 (1522 amino acids)
Source: RefSeq, a predicted model, not a curated record